Molecule: messenger RNA, 1980 nt
Organism: Nerophis ophidion (straightnose pipefish)
Lineage: Eukaryota; Metazoa; Chordata; Actinopteri; Syngnathiformes; Syngnathidae
Gene: cyp17a1
Product: steroid 17-alpha-hydroxylase/17,20 lyase
Exons: 8
Coding region: 1-1545 (514 amino acids)
Biological process (GO): progesterone metabolic process; hormone biosynthetic process
Molecular function (GO): iron ion binding; heme binding; steroid 17-alpha-monooxygenase activity
Source: RefSeq, a predicted model, not a curated record
AUGGAUCCCUGGGUGUGUGUCCUGCUGUGUGUUGUCUGCCUUCUGUCUCUGCUGGCUUGGACGCUGAGCAGCACGAGUCGGCGUGAUGGAGGCGCACACAAGAUCCCCCAGCUGCCCUCACUUCCUGUCAUCGGCAGCCUGCUGAGUCUGCAAAGUUGUCAUCCUCCUCACGUGCUUUUCCAGAAGCUGCGGCACAAGUACGGCGACACCUACGCGCUGAUGAUGGGCUCGCAGCGCGUCAUCGUGGUCAACCAGCACCGCCACGCCAGGGAAGUCCUGCUCAAGAAGGGCAAGGUGUUUGCGGGGAGGGCCAGGACGGUGACCACGGACGUCCUGACCAGAGACGGUAAGGACAUCGCUUUUGGAGACUACAGCGCCACCUGGAAGUUCCACAGGAAGGUAGUCCAUGGAGCUCUCUGCAUGUUUGGACAAGGUUCUGCUUCCAUCGAGAAGAUCAUCUGCACGCAGGCACAGUCGCUCUGCUGCCUCCUCUCGGAGAAAGCCGAGGCCUCCGUGGACUUUUGCCCCGAGCUGACGUGCGCCGUCACCAACGUGGUUUGUUCUUUGUGCUUCAACGACACUUACCGCAGAGGAGACCCCGAGUUCGAGACCAUGCUCCAUUACAGCAAGGGCAUCGUGGACACCGUCGCCAAGGACAGCCUGGUGGACAUCUUCCCUUGGUUGCAGAUUUUCCCCAAUUCCGACCUGCAGCUCCUGAAACAAUGUGUUUCUAUUCGAGACCAACUUCUAUGGAGGAAAUAUGAAGAACACAAGGCAGACUACAGCGAUCAUCUGCAGAGAGACCUGGUGGAUGCUCUCCUGAGAGCCAAGCGCAGUGCCGAGAACAACAACACGGCAGAAAUCAGCGCAGACAGCGUGGACCUCAGUGAUGACCACAUCCUGAUGACAGUGGGGGACAUCUUUGGAGCGGGUGUGGAAACCACCGUCACUGUGCUCCAAUGGGCCAUCAUCUACCUCAUCCAUCAUCCUGAGGUACAAGCUCGCAUCCAGGAGGAGCUGGACAACAAAGUAGGAGAAGGGCGAAGCCCCCACCUCAGUGACAGAGGUAGUCUGCCUUACCUGGAGGCCACCAUCAAGGAGGUGUUACGGAUACGUCCUGUGGCGCCGCUCCUCAUCCCCCAUGUGGCGCUCUCUGACACCAGCCUUGGGAAUUUCAAAGUGCAAAAAGGAACGCGUGUCAUCGUCAACCUGUGGUCUUUGCACCACGACGAGAAGGAAUGGAAACAUCCCGAGCUCUUUGAUCCCGGUCGAUUCUUGAACGACGACGGCACCGGCGUGACGGCGCCGCCGUGCAGUUACCUGCCCUUUGGAGCCGGGGUCAGGGUGUGUCUCGGGGAGGCCUUGGCCAAGAUGGAACUCUUCCUCUUCCUGUCCUGGAUUCUGCAGUGCUUCACGCUUUCCACCCCGCCAGGUCAACCCCCGCCGCUGUUGGAGGGCAAGUUUGGCGUGGUGCUGCAGCCCGCCAAGUACAAGGUGACGGCCGCGCCCAGACCGAGCUGGAAGGCAAAGCGUCGGGCUUGCUAACUUUGCGACAUCUUUUUUUUACAAAACCGUGUCUAAGUCAGGGUCUCUGACAAUUUUUCAUGGGAGAGUUACUUUUACAAACCCGAUAAUCUUGUUUCGUCAGAUCAUGAACAUAAUGGCAUAGCUCGGUUGGUAGAGCGGCCGUGCCAGCAACUUGAGGGUUGCAGGUUCGAUUCCCGCUUCCGCCAUCCUAGUCACUGCCGUUGUGUCCUUGGGCAAGACACUUUACCCACCUGCUCCCAGUGCCACCCACACUGGUUUAAAUGGAACUUAGAUAUUGGGUUUAACUAUGUAAAGCGCUUUGAGUCACUAGAGAAAAGCGCUAUAUAAAUAUAAUUCACUUCACAAUCCACAAAUCACACUUUGCAUGUAAACUACUUUGUUUAUCCACCUCAGGGGCGCCCAAACUUCUUCCACUGAAAACCACACGCUGAC